AUGAACAAGAAUCUUGAUUUCUUCAAAGAUGUGGAAUUGAUUGAAGGAUCGUUAAUCCUCGAAAACAACAAAGGCUUUGAAGAGUUCGCAUUCCUCUCGAAACUCAAAGUCAUUGAUGCAAAAUUGGUGAAAGAUUCACCUCUCAGAAUAAACAACAACAAGGGCCUACUAUGUCUCGGCAUGCGUAGUUUGAGGGAAAUUCAUGGUGCUCCCAAUAUGACCAUUGAUAUCACCAAUCGCCUAAGGCUCUGUGAUGGUGACAUACUACAGCGAGUGUUCGACGGAGAAAUCAUUUACCAAUGGGGGUUGGAAGAUGAGGCAGCAGUAGAUGACGAUACCGCACUUGGGCUCGUAAUGAUAUUUGGAGGCAUGGCAAUUUUGCUAUUUAUCGUACACGGAAGCGCGUACGUUGUUUACAAGUGGGAAGACCAUCAAUUGCAAAAGAAGGUAAGUGCGCUAUAAUA
Strongylus vulgaris is the source of this 464-nucleotide messenger RNA. NCBI's taxonomy places the organism in Eukaryota, Metazoa, Nematoda, Chromadorea, Rhabditida, Strongylidae. The record is from the annotation of a GenBank genome assembly.